UGCCUGAGAAUGACCCUGGGGUGGCCAUGCUGAGAUUGCCUCUUACCCUGGGUGUAGAAAUAUCCUAGUCUCCAGCUCCUCCUUCUUAGGAUGCAAGGUGCUCCCAUGCUUCGACCCACCGUCCGGGAUGGCCUCUGCCGCCUGUCCACCUACUUGGAAGAACUUGAAGCCAUGGAACUGAAGAAGUUCAAGUUGUACCUGGGCACCAUGAUGGAGCUCGGAGAGGACAAGAUCCCUUGGGGACGAAUGGAGACAGCUGGUCCCCUAGACAUGGCCCAGCUGCUCACGGCCCAUUUUGGGACCGAGGGGGCCUGGCUGCUGGCUCUCAGCAUCUUUGAUCGGAUCAACAGGAAGGACCUGUGGGAGAGAGGACAGAGGGAGGACCGGGUGAGGGAUUCUCCACCUGGUAGCCUGACCUCACUUGGCACCCAGUCAACAUGCCUUCUGGAAGUUUCUCCUGGCAUUCCAAGAAAAGGUCCCCAGGAGCUGUACCGGGCCCACGUGCGCAGGCAGUUCCGGUUGAUGGAAGACCGCAACGCGCGCCUGGGAGAAUGCGUCAACCUCAGCCACCGGUACACGCGGCUCCUCCUGGUAAAGGAACACUCCACUCCCAUGUGGGCCCAGCAGAAACUUUUGGACGUAGGCUGGGGACACGCGAGAACCGUGGGACACCAAGCCAGCCCCAUCCAGAUGGAGACCCUCUUCGAGCCGGACGAGGAGCGCCCAGAGCCUCCGCGCACCGUGGUCUUGCAGGGAGCAGCGGGGAUGGGGAAGUCCAUGCUGGCGCACAAGGUGAUGCUGGACUGGGCAGACGGGAAGCUCUUCCAGGGCCGCUUUGAUUACGUCUUCUACAUCAACUGCAGAGAGAUGAACCAGAGCGCCACCCAGCAGAGCGCCUGGGACCUCCUCUGCAGCUGCUGGCCCGAGCCCGGCGCGCCCCUCCGGGAGCUGGUCCAGGCUCCCGAGCGCCUCCUAUUCAUCAUUGACGGCUUCGACGAGCUCAAGCCUUCUUUCCACGACCCUCAGGGACCCUGGUGCCUCUGCUGGGAGGAAAAACGGCCCACGGAGCUUCUCCUUAGCAGCCUGAUCCGGAAGAAGCUGCUCCCGGAGCUGUCUCUGCUCAUCACCACGCGGCCCACGGCCUUGCAGAAGCUCCACCGCUUGCUCCAGCACCCCAGGCAUGUGGAGAUCCUGGGCUUCUCCGAGGCAGAAAGGAAGGAGUAUUUCCACAAGUAUUUCUACAACGCCGAGCAGGCGAGCCAGGUCUUCAACUUCGUGAGGGACAACGAGCCCCUCUUCACCAUGUGUUUUGUCCCCUUGGUGUGCUGGGUGGUUUGCACCUGCCUGAAGCAGCAACUGGAGGGCGGGGGGCUCUUAAGACAGACAUCCAGGACCACCACUGCAGUGUACAUGCUCUACCUUCUGAGUCUGAUGCAACCAGCCCCCGGCACCCCAUCCCUCCGAGGGCUGUGCUCCUUGGCCGCAGAUGGCCUCUGGAAUCAGAAAAUCCUAUUUGAGGAGCAGUACCUCUGGAAACAUGGCCUGGAUGUCACCGAUGUCUCAGCCUUCCUCAAUAUGAACAUCUUCCAGAAGGAUAUCAACUGUGAAAAGUACUACAGCUUCAUCCACCUGAGUUUCCAGGAAUUCUUUGCAGCCAUGUACUACGUCCUGGAUGGUGGGGAGCAUGGGGUGGGCCCAGAACCCAGCCUGAUCAGGCUGUUGGCUGAAUACGGGUUUUCAGAAAAGAGCUUCUUGGCACUCACUGUCCGCUUCCUGUUUGGCCUCCUGAACGAGGAGACAAGAAGCUACCUGGAGAAGAAUCUCUGCUGGAAGGUCUCACCUCACAUCAAGGUGGCACUCCUGGACUGGAUCCAAAGCAAAGCCCAGAGCGAGGGCUCCACCCUGCAGCAGGGCUCCUUGGAGUUGUUCAGCUGUUUGUAUGAGAUCCAGGAGGAGGAAUUUAUCCAACGGGCCCUGAGCCACUUCCAAGUGGUGGUGGUCAGUAACAUCGCUUCCAAGAUGGAUCACAUGGUUUCCUCGUUUUGUGUGAAGAACUGCAGGAGUGCCCUGGUGCUACACCUGCACGGGGACACCUACAGCACUGACGAAGACCCUGGGGUGAGGUGGAUGCCGGGGACCCAGGCGCCAGCAGAGCAGUCACCAGAGAGGAACGUUCUGCUCGAUGUCUACAGUCAACACCUAGCUGCCGCCUUAUGCACCAACCCUGAUCUGGUAGAGCUGGGCUUGUACCGCAAUGCCCUGGGAAGCCAAGGGGUGAAGCUGCUCUGCCAAGGCCUCAGACACCCCAGGUGCAGACUCCAGAACCUGAGGCUGAAGAGGUGCCAAGUCUCCAGCUCUGCCUGCCAGGACCUGGCAGCCGCUCUUACAGCCAGUAAGAAUCUAAUAAGGAUGGAUCUCAGCGGUAACAGCCUUGGACUUUCGGGCAUGAAACUGCUCUGUAAGGGGCUGCAGCAUCCCCAGUGCAGGCUGCAGAUGGUCCAGUUGAGGAAGUGUCAACUGGAGUCUGCAGCUUGUCAGGAGAUCGCUUCUGCACUCAGCACCAACCAACAUCUGGUAGAGCUGGACCUGACAGGGAACGCUCUGGAGGACUCUGGCCUGAGGUGGCUGUGUCAGGGCUUGAGGCAUCCAGUCUGCAGACUGAAGACCUUGUGGUUAAAGAUUUGCCAUCUCACUGCUGCUGCCUGUGAAGAUCUGGCCUUGACCCUGAGUGUGAACCAGAACCUGAUGGAGCUGGACCUUAGUCUGAAUGAGCUGGGGGACUCCGGGGUGCAGCUGCUGUGUGAGGGGCUCAGGCUGCCCACGUGCAAACUCCAAACCCUACGGUUGGGCAUCUGCCGGCUGGGCUCCGCAGCCUGCAGGGCACUCUCUGACGUGCUCCAAGCCAACCCCCAUCUCCGGGAGCUGGACCUGAGUUUCAACGACCUGGGGGACUGGGGUCUGUGGCUGCUGAGCCAAGGGAUUGGACACUCCACCUGCAAGCUGCAAAAACUGUGGCUGGACAGCUGUGGCCUCACAGCUAAAGCUUGCAGGGAUCUUUAUUCCACCCUGGGGAUCAACCAGACCCUGACUGAGCUUUAUCUGACCAACAAUGCCCUGGGGGACUCAGGUGUCCGGCUACUGUGCAAGCGUCUGAGCCAUCCCAGCUGCAAACUCCGAGUCCUCUGGUUGUUUGGAAUGGACCUGAACAAGGUGACCCACAGUAGGCUGGCAGCACUUCGAUUAACAAAACCUUACUUAGACAUUGGCUGCUGAGAGGCCCUGCCGGCUCAUGUCUCCCAGAAGUCGGGACAGGGGAAGAUGGGAGUCAUCUAUCUUCACCACACAACGUAAGGAUCUGGCGCUUUAAUUCCUCAAGAGACAAAUGCAUCUGCAGAUCUGCUGGGAAUCGAAGUAACCAGUGUCUGAUGCAGCUUUCGUUUUGAUGAUGCUGGUGCACCCGGAGAGCUCAGGGCAAGGCGUGACGACUGGGAGAGGCUUGAAGGCCGGUGACCGGAGAGCUAGGACUACUGCAGAGCAGGGGCUUUCCGAGGAGGGCAAUCCCGCCCCUCAGAAACAGUUGGGUUGGCAGCAUAGGAAGGAGUUUUAUCGUGGGCCGAGCACCGCUGCCAUCUAGCGGAAAUAGGAAGGAACUGCGUCUCAACGACCUGCUAGGCGCAGAUAGAUCUCCAAAGCAUUUGGCCCCAAAUGGCAUUCGUGUCCAAAUCGAGGAAACUGUCCUCAAAGAGGUUAAUUUUGCAAGAUACUAAGGGCACUGCACAUUUGGGAAGAACCUGGGUGCAAGUCAACCCUUAGAACACUCGUUGGCUUGGCGCCUGUGCACAGUGGUUACGGGCAUGGGCCACAUACACCAAGGCUGGCAAGUUGGAACCCAGCCCAGGCCGGCUAAGCAACAAUGACAACUGCAAUAGAAAAAUAACCGGGCAUUGUGGUGGGUGCCUGUAGUCCCAGCUACUUAAGAAGCUGAGGCAAUGGACGGUGCCUGUGGCUCAAGGAGUAGGGCGCCCAUCCCAUAUGCCGGAGGUGGCAGGUUCAAAUCUAGCCCCGG
Messenger RNA from Nycticebus coucang (slow loris), 4066 nucleotides. RefSeq names its product NLR family pyrin domain containing 12 (gene NLRP12). Lineage: Eukaryota; Metazoa; Chordata; Mammalia; Primates; Lorisidae. Gene Ontology annotation, molecular function: protein binding. Bases 91 to 3273 code for a protein of 1060 amino acids. The transcript has 10 exons. Gene Ontology annotation, cellular component: cytoplasm. Gene Ontology annotation, biological process: positive regulation of MHC class I biosynthetic process; negative regulation of canonical NF-kappaB signal transduction; negative regulation of inflammatory response. The record is from RefSeq and is a predicted model, not a curated record.